AUGGCCACUCACAACUUUGAGGCCAUGGCCUCGAAGCUCGAUGAUCCAAGCUCUGAUCUCAGGACGAAGGAGAAGCUUGUGGUCGAGAUACGCGACAACAUCGAGAGCUACUGCCAGGGCGCGCAGUAUGCGCAAUUCAUGAACGCUCUUGUCCCCGCGUUCUUGAAGAUCCUCGAUGGCAAUCCAGUCUUCAUAUCUACAUCCCCGGAACAGCGGAUACGGAACUGUGUGCUUGAGAUCCUCCACCGACUGCCGAUGAACCCCGGCGACGCAGUCGAACCUCAUGCGGCGAAGAUUGUGGACAAGCUCAUGAGCCUUGUGAAGCUCGAGAACGAGGACAACGCGGUGCUCUGCAUGAAGACCAUCAUGGACUUUCAGCGGCAUCAAACGAAAGCGCUGCAGGACCGCGUGCAGCCCUUCCUGGAUCUUAUACAAGAGAUGUUCGAGACGAUGGAGCAGGCGGUACAUGACACGUUUGACAGCGCAACGCCUGCACCGGCCUCGCAAGGCGUACCGUCCACACCGAGCAAUCACCAGUACUCACAAUCGCCGCGACCGAACUCGCCGGCGACAGCCCUUACUUCCGGAUCUACCGGUGAUCUUGGACAGGAAACACAGCAAACACGUAUGUUGCUCAAGGGCAUGCAGUCCUUCAAGGUGCUGGCAGAAUGCCCGAUCAUAGUAGUGUCGCUCUUUCAGGCCUAUCGCAAUUGCGUGAACAAGAACGUCAAGCUCUUUGUUCCGCUAAUAAAGAAUGUUCUCUUGCUGCAAGCCAAGCCACAAGAGAGGGCGCACGAGGAAGCAAAGGCGCAGGGUAAGAUCUUCACUGGGGUCAGCAAGGAUAUUCGCAACCGCGCAGCGUUCGGCGAUUUCAUCACAGCACAAGUUAAGACUAUGAGCUUCUUGGCAUACCUACUGCGGGUUUAUGCGAACCAGCUCAACGAUUUUCUACCAACCUUACCAGACAUUGUCGUACGGUUGUUGAAAGACUGCCCGCGGGAGAAGUCUGGCGCGCGCAAGGAGCUUCUGGUGGCAAUUAGACAUAUCAUCAACUUCAACUUCCGCAAAAUCUUUCUCAAGAAGAUUGACGAGCUACUGGAGGAGCGAACGCUGAUAGGCGAUGGUCUAACAGUGUACGAGACUAUGCGACCGUUGGCAUACAGCAUGCUUGCAGAUCUGAUUCACCACCUUCGGGACUCUUUGUCGAAAGAACAGAUCCGUCGCACCGUCGAAGUUUACACCAAAAAUCUCCACGACAGUUUUCCCGGCACAAGCUUCCAAACCAUGAGUGCAAAGCUGCUCUUGAACAUGGCAGAGUGUAUCGCAAAGCUGGAGCCGAAAGAAGAUGCCCGGUACUUCCUGAUCAUGAUUUUGAAUGCAAUUGGCGAUAAGUUCGCAGCUAUGAACCGUCAGUAUCAUAACGCAGUCAAGCUCUCCGCACAGUACAGCCAGCCUUCGAUCGACGCAACGGAUGAGAACCACAUGGCGGUUCAGGAACAACCUCCAGACUGGGACGAGAUUGACAUCUUCAACGCCACUCCUAUCAAGACCUCGAACCCUCGAGACAGGAGUUCUGAUCCAAUCGCCGACAACAAAUUCCUUUUCAAAAACCUCCUGCAUGGAUUGAAGAAUCUCUUCUAUCAGCUACGCGCCUGCAACCCGGCAAAAAUCAAGGAAGAAAUUGACGUUGCUAACGCGUCAGCCAACUGGCACGAGGUUUCCUUUGGGUACAAUGCUGAGGAGGUAGAGGUGCUCAUCAAGCUCUUCCGAGAAGGUGCUAAGGUUUUCCGUUACUACGGUAAUGAGAAGUCAGUUGAGACCCAAGGCCUAUCACCCGGUGAUCUUAUGGGAAAUCAGCACAUGAUGUCCAGCGGCAAGGAAGAGAAAGAACUACUCGAGACGUUCGCGACGGUCUUUCAUCACAUCGAUCCUGCAACUUUUCACGAAGUGUUUUCAUCCGAGAUACCCCAUUUGUACGACAUGAUGUUUGACCAUCCGGCAUUGCUUCACGUUCCACAGUUCCUGCUUGCUUCGGAAGCAACAUCACCAAGCUUUUCUGGUAUGUUGCUACAGUUCCUCAUGGACCGGAUAGAAGAAGUCGGCACAGCAGACGUAAAAAAAUCGUCGAUUUUGCUGCGGCUGUUCAAGCUUUCUUUCAUGGCCGUGACAUUGUUCUCCCAGCAGAAUGAGCAGGUCCUCCUACCACAUGUCAGCAAGAUCAUCACCAAAUCGAUACAGCUAUCCACCACUGCUGAGGAGCCGAUGAACUACUUCUUAUUGCUCAGGUCGCUGUUUAGAAGUAUAGGCGGUGGUCGGUUCGAGCACUUGUACAAGGAGAUCCUUCCUCUGCUGGAAAUGUUGUUGGACGUCCUCAAUAACCUCUUAAUUACAGCUCGCAAACCGGCAGAGCGCGACUUGUUUGUUGAGUUGUCACUUACAGUACCAGCAAGGCUCAGCAAUCUUUUGCCGCACCUGAGCUAUUUGAUGAGGCCUCUCGUCGUAGCUCUGCGUGCAGGAUCAGAUCUUGUUGGACAAGGUCUUAGGACUCUCGAGCUCUGCGUUGAUAAUCUCACCGCAGACUACCUGGAUCCGAUCAUGGCCCCGGUCAUUGAUGAGCUUAUGGCAGCACUGUGGGAGCACCUUAAACCGAAUCCCUACAGUCACUUCCAUGCUCAUACUACCAUGCGUAUUCUAGGCAAGCUUGGAGGGCGGAACCGAAAGUUCAUCACAGGUCCCCCAGAGCUCAAUUACCAGCCAUACUCGGACGAUCAGUCAUCUAUUGACAUUCGACUCAUCGGUUCGACAAAAGACCGUGCCUUCCCCGCUGUUAUUGGUAUCGAUACUGCUGUCGCUAAGCUGCAUGAAGUGCCCAAGACACCUGCAUCGAAGAAAUCCGAUAUCUUUCAUAAGCAACAAGCCUUCAGACUCAUCACCGCUCACACUAAGCUUAUGAUUGGGUUUGACAGCCUACCAGACGACUUUGCGCAACUCGUCCGGCUUCAAGCAAACGACCUCUGCAACCAGAAAUACGACGUUGGUGCCGAUGUACUCGCCGCGCCUGAUCGCGAGAAGUCGAUACCGAAGAAAACUGUGGAAAGAGAGACACUGAAGAAGCUUCUGAAGGCCUGUAUCUUCGCUGUCUCGGUCCCAGAGCUGAAGACUGAAGCUGAGCCACUCGUCACGAACCUUGCCAAGCACUUCACCCUUUUGGAAUUCGGGAGUCACUUUGCUCUUUCUAAGCACAAAAGCAAACCGUUCGAAGUUCACCUGGGAGAAGGGCCUGUAGUCAUAGAGAGUGAGGUCAUAGCAGACGCUAUAGGUGACUCGCUCGCCUGCGAACACCCCGACGUGCGCGCCGCAGCAGAGCAAGCAAUUCUGACGAUGCGGGAUGCUGCCAAGGCAAUCUUUGGGAGUGACGACAAACUCGAUAGGUUCCCCUUCUUCAACGAUCUUGCCAGUACCUUCUGUCACAACUGUCAUGCCGACGACUGGUUCAUGAAAUCUGGCGGCACCCGUGGUAUCGAGAUCAUCAUCAAGCAGUCAGGUCUUGACUCUACGUGGAUGGUGGCUCGGCACUUCGAACUUAUCCGGGCUCUGAACUUUGUCAUGAAGGACAUGCCUAUCGAUCUCGACUCAAAGACACGAAUACAGGCUGAAGGGCUUAUCGAGGACCUCAUUCGUCAAUGCCACAAGCCAACAACAAAAGAGGAGUUUGAAAAGGGCAACAACAUCACGAUGAGACUUUGUGGCCAACUUGUGGGUGACUUAUCUCACAUGAACAAGAACGUUCGUGAAGCCACACAGAAGGCUUUCCAGGUCUUGUCUCAAGUCACAGGCUUGGGCGUGCACGAGCUUAUUGCGCCAGUCAAGACCCGAUUAAUAGUACCGAUAUGGACCAAGCCUCUGCGAGCUUUGCCAUUUGGUAUUCAGAUCGCCUACAUCGAUGCGAUCACCUUCUGUCUGAAUCUAAAAAACGGCAUUCUAGAAUUCAACGACGAGCUGACAAGAUUGCUCAUGGAAUCGCUGGCUUUAGCCGAUGCUGAAGAUGAGGGUCUCGCAAGCAAGCCUUUCGAACAACGCAACGCAGAGCACAUUAUCAACCUGCGUGUCGCCUGUAUUCGUCUCCUAUCUACGGCGCAGAGUUUCCCGGAAUUUAGUACGACGCCGCCGAACCAGACGUUCCUUCGCAUCAUCGCCGUAUUCUUCAAGUGUCUCUACUCUAAAUCACCAGAGGUCAUUGAGGCUGCGAAUAUUGGUUUGUCAGGAGUCAUCUCGGCAACCAACAAGCUUCCCAAGGACGUACUGCAGUCAGGACUUAGGCCUAUUCUGGUGAACCUGCAAGAUCCUAGGAAGCUCUCGGUUGAGAACUUGGAUGGCCUUGCUCGCCUUCUGAAACUACUUACCAAUUACUUCAAGGUCGAGAUUGGAACUCGCCUACUGGAUCAUCUUAAGAGCAUUGCGGACCAGAACAGCCUGCAGAAAAUCUCAUUCACAAUGAUCGAGCAGAACCCAAAGAUGAAGAUCGUCACAGGUAUCUUCAACAUUUUCCAUCUCCUCCCUCCUGCAGCUGCUACGUUCCUGAAGCAAAUUAUUGAGAAAGUGAUCGAGUUGGAAACUAGUCUAAGGAGAACACAUUACAGUCCCUUCAGAGAGCCUCUGAUUAAGUAUCUGUGCAUGUAUCCGAGCGACACCUGGACACACUUUGCGCCAAACCUUAAAGACCAGACACAGGGACGCUUCUUUGCACAGCUACUCGAGAGUCCUGAAAGUGGCGCGCUGCGGACGCAGGUAUCUGAGGAUGUCCCUGGCUUCCUACAGUCCUUCCAGUUUGAGGGAGCCGAGAAGGACGUUUGCCAAGCUCAGCUCAACGCCAUUCACAUUGCGUACGCUCUCAGUCAGUUCAAAGAGACCAGCAAGUGGUUAUUGGCACAUGACGAUUUGCGCAAGAGUUUAUUCGAAGCGGGCAGGUCCCUUGAGAAGAAGCUACGCCAGAAUCAAAUCGAUCCUGAGCUACGUCUUGCGACAGAACAGGCAGGCGACCAGAUCAUGUCUAUCUUCACUACGUACCUAAAGCACGAGCCGAACAAUCUGGACUUCUUCUUCGAGCUGAUUGACGCUGUCACGUCCGAAGAGCUGAAGGCUUCCCCACGCUUGUUCGACUUCAUAUACAAGCAGAUCAUCUCCAGCGAGUCCGUUGAAUACUGGAAGACCCUUAUCAACAGGUGCAUCGACCUCUACACUUCCCGCAACUCGUCGCAGAAGACGAAGACUUUUAUCUUCCACAACAUCGUCAAUCCGAUCUUCGCUAUGGAUGUGAAGCGCAACUGGAACAUCCUGUUCGAUCAGAAGACCGAGGGUACGAAACUCAUGGACAAGAGCAUGACCGAGACCAUCCACAAGAGGCUGUGGCUACCGCAAUCUCUCACAGAUACUUCAGAAGAGACGGCUCAGCUUGGUGUCGAUCACUCCAGGAUGGAACUUCUUCAGCUGACAACGCUACUGCUCAAGUACUACUCCGGGAUGAUUGAAGAGUACAGAAAGGAUGUUAUCAAGUUCGGUUGGAACUACAUCAAGCUCGAGGAUAUCAUCAACAAGUACGCCGCGUACGUGCUAGUGGCGUUCUUCAUCGCUGUAUACGAGACGCCUAAGAAGAUUGCCGCGCACACAUACCAGUCGCUGCUCAAGGCGCAUCAGAACGAAGGCCGCAGUUUGGUCAUGCAGGCCCUCGAACUCAUGGCUCCAGUGCUGCGCAAGCGCAUGGGUGGUGGCGAAAGGAUGCCGCUCUGGAUUCAACACCCACGCAAGAUUCUUUCUGAAGAGAGUUCAAAUUUGCAGCAGCUCAUGAGCAUCUUCAAUUUUGUUGUGCGACAUCCAGACCUUUUCUACGAAGGCCGCGAACAUCUCUCGCCAAUCAUAAUUACUGCUCUGUCCAAGAUCGCGCAGCCUCCCAACCCGUCAACUGACGCUAAGAAAUUGGCGCUGAAUCUGAUUAGCUUGAUCAGGACUUGGGAGGAGCGCACAGCGAAUGAGUCUGGCGCAGGAGCAGAGCGGCCAUCUUCGUCACCGACUGCAUCCAAGAGGAAAGCAGAUGGAACAAUUAUUGCUUCCACUUCCCUGCCCAAGGAGUUUGUCGCUCAAGCUUCCACUCGCAUGAUGCUUAUCAAGUACCUCAUCCAAUUCAUCGCGUAUCUGCCAGAGCGCUUUCCCGUCGCCUCUCCAAAGCCAAAGGACUUGACCCUGGCGAUACCCAUUACGCCACAGCCUACCGAGAUCUGCCGCAAGGCCGUGCAGCUAUUGCAUGAUCUGCUUGCGCCUCGUCUCUGGAAUGACCUGGAUCUAGAUGUUAUGCUUUCGAAAAAGAUCGAAGAGAUUCUCCUUGCUGAGAUGAAGCAAGAUGAUAAGCCGGAAGUCUUUCACACUAGGAUGAUCAACACGCUUCAGAUUGUCAAGGUAAUCGUCAAUGUCAAGCCUGACGACUGGGUGCUGCAGCGUAUCCCGUUGUUCCAGAAGAUCCUAGAGAAACCGAUUCGUUCUGAAAAUGCUGAUGUACAGGCCAGCCUGCACGCGGUCGAUGAGAACGAAGACUGCUCAACGAAGCUACAACCAACAUUAAAACGCAUUCUAGAAGUCAUGCCAGAGCCUGUCACGGAUGACGAGGGCAAUACAGAAGAGUCAACAUCAACUGAGUUCGUCAGUUUCCUCGGAACUGUUGCAACAGAAGCGCUGUCCAACGGAUCCUACAUUUGCGCCAUUAACGUUCUCUGGACUCUCUGCCAGAAGCGCCCUGAGGAGAUCGAUCAGCAUAUUCCACAAGUCAUGAAGGCUUUCCAGGGCAAGAUGGCCAAGGAUCACCUUGCUGGCCACAGUGGUACUCCGGGGCAGGCAGCACCCCCAGGCAUGCGCUCCGAAGGCGCCAAUCCACCGACGGACCCGCGUGAGAUCGAAGUACAGACAGAUCUAGUUCUCAAAGCCGUUGAUAUUCUUGCAGCGCGCAUGAACGAACUCGGCGAGAACAGGAGACCUUACCUCAGUGUACUUGCAUCUCUAGUCGAGCGAUCGCAGGUCAACUCGGUCUGCAUGAAAGUCCUGGACCUCGUUGAAGAUUGGAUUUUCCACUCUACAGAGCCGGUUCCAACACUCAAGGAGAAGACGGCCGUGCUUAGUAAAAUGCUGCUUUUCGAACACCGACAAGACACUUCGCUCCUUACCCGAUUCCUUGAUCUCGUCAUUCGAAUCUACGAGGAUCCUAAAAUUACACGGAGCGAGCUUACCGUCAGGAUGGAGCACGCUUUCCUUAUUGGAACCCGCGCGCAAGAUGUCGAGAUGCGCAAUCGGUAUAUGGCCAUUUUCGACAAGAGCCUGAGUCGUACCGCUGCUAGCCGUUUGAGCUAUGUGCUUGCGUCGCAGAACUGGGACACGCUUUCAGACUCAUACUGGCUGAGCCAAGUCAUCCACCUCAUGUUCGGUUCGAUCGAGAUGAACAGCCCUGCUGAACUGCACGAAGAGGACUUCAAACUCACGCAUCCAACUACCUUGUUCGCUACUUACAGCAAAGACUCCAGGAUUGCGGAUGUCAUGGUCGAUGACGACCUUGAGAGCCUGAUCAGCAGCCAUCGUCGAUUUGCUAGCCAGCUUGGAGACGUCAAGAUUAAGGACAUCUUCGAGCCGCUCGGACAUCUACAGCAUACAGACAAUGAUCUUGCACACGACAUCUGGGUUGCAUUCUUCCCAUUGGCUUGGACUGCAUUGACAAAGGAUGAUCAGAGUGAUCUCGAGAAGGGCAUGGCCGCAUUGCUCACUAAAGACUUCCACAACAGACAGCUUGAUAAGCGACCGAAUUGUGUUGCUACCAUGCUCGACGCUAUCGUACAUGCGAAGCCGAGAGUGAAGUUCCCACCUCAUAUCAUGAAAUACUUGGCUCAGACGUACAACGCCUGGUACACUGCGGCUGUGUACAUGGAAGAGUCGGCCAUCUCACCUGUUGUCGACGUUGAGAAGCUGAGGGAGAGCAACCUAGAUGCUCUCCUGGAAAUCUACAGCGGUUUACAAGAGGAUGACUUGUUUUACGGUACUUGGCGCAGGCGAUGUCAGUUUUUGGAGAGCAACGCUGCGCUCUCGUACGAGCAGUGCGGUAUCUGGGACAAGGCCCAGCAAAUGUACGAAGCUGCCCAGAUUAAAGCUCGGACCUCAGUACUGCCUUUCUCUACGGGAGAGUACAUGCUAUGGGAGGACCACUGGGUGAUUUGCGCGCAGAAGUUGCAACAGUGGGAAAUUCUCAGCGACUUCGCCAAACAUGAGAACUUUAACGACCUCUACCUAGAGUCCACAUGGAGGAGCUUCGAAGCUUGGCAAAAUGCAGAGACCCGCGAGCAGCUCGAUACCACUAUCAAGGCGGUCAGUGAUGCCCCAACUCCUCGACGCGUCUUCUUCCAGACAUUCAUGUCACUGCUCAAGCUGCACGCAAAGCAAGAGUCGCCACCAGAGUUCCACAGGCUAUGCGACGAGUCGAUCCAGCUGUCUAUUCGCAAGUGGCAUCAACUUCCUCGGCGCAUCACGCAGGCGCACAUUCCGCUUUUGCAGCACUUCCAGCAACUUGUCGAAUUGCACGAUGCAAGUGUUAUAUGCCAGAGUCUUGCACAGACCACACAAGCCAAUCUUGAUAUGAAGUCUCAAGAGCUCAAGCUGCUUCUUAGCACCUGGCGUGACCGUCUGCCCAACUUUUGGGAUGACAUUAACGCUUGGCAAGAUCUUGUUACCUGGCGUCAGCACGUCUUCCAGCUCAUCAACGGAGUAUACCUAAAUCUGCUGCCUCCGAAUCAAAAUAACGCUAGUGGUAACAGCUUUGCGUACAGGGGUUACCACGAGACCGCCUGGAUCAUCAACCGCUUCGCGCAUGUAGCACGGAAACACAACCUGCCCGAAGUCUGCAUCAACCAGUUGGGCCGCAUCUACACACUUCCUAACAUCGAAAUUCAGGAAGCAUUCCUCAAGUUGCGUGAACAGGCCAAGUGUCAUUACCAAAUUCGGGCAGAUUUGAACAGUGGCUUGGAUGUUAUCAACAACACUAACCUUAACUACUUUGGUCCCCAGCAGAAGGCAGAGUUCUACACUCUCAAGGGCAUGUUCCUCGCCAAGCUCGGCAAUAAGAGUGAGGCUGGCGAAGCGUUCGGCACUGCGUUGUACUUCGACAUCAAGCUACCAAAAGCGUGGGCAGAGUGGGGACGAUAUAACGAUAUGCUUUUCAAGGAGGAGCCACAAAAUCUGGAACGCGCUGAAGCGGCGCUCAGUUGUUACCUCGAGGCUGCUAGUCAGUUCAAGAAUGCGAAGAGUAGGAAGUUGCUAGGCCGGGUAUUGUGGUUACUCAGCUUGGAUAACCCAGAGCGAAAAUUGGCGGAGAAGUUUGAAGAGUUCAAGGGCGAUACCCCAGCAUGGUACUGGAUUACUUACAUUCCGCAGUUGCUGAACAGUCUCUCACGACAAGAAGCGCCUAUCGCUAGGUCAAUUCUGGGUAAACUUGCGAAGACGUACCCUCAAGCACUUUAUUGCCACCUCAGGACAACACGAGAGGACAUGGUAGUGCUCAAGAAGAAUCAUGAGCAGAAGGAGGCAAAGGACAAGGCUGCGCGUGCAGCAAAAGCACAACAACAAGGAAACCAGUCUUCUCCGGCACCGAAGCAAAGCUCACCCGAUGCCCGUCCUAGCUCGAGUGGCAACCAGGCUGCUGGUACCAACGGCGAUGCAAAGCCUGUCGUUUCGACAAGUACACCGGGCGGCACUGUCAAGGUCGAAGGCAAUGCCCAAGGCAGUCCUGCCGUCAAUGGCGCGCCGACUGUCGAAGUCACACCGCCCACACCGAAGAAACCAUGGGAUCAUGUUGAGGAGAUCAGUGCUAUUCUCAAAACAGCAUUCCCGCUACUUGCCUUGUCCAUGGAGACGAUGCUCGAUCAGAUCCACAAGAACUUCAAGUGUCCUCCUGAUGAGGAUGCCUACAGACUGAUCGUUGCGUUGUUGAAUGACGGAUUGUCAUACGUAGGCCGUCAGCCUACGCUCUAUGCGCGAGAUACCAAACUUCCAUCAUCCACUGAGGGGAACAUAACACGGUUCGCCGAAUCUGUGCUCCCAGCGCAUAUCAGGAAGUCGUUCGAAACAGACUUUAUCAAAGACAAACCCACCAUGUUCGAGUACAUCCAGAAGUUACGCACCUGGAGAAACCGAUUUGAAGAGCGUCUCGAUCGCAGGAGGGUCGUUGUUCCACUCGAACAGUAUACUCACCAGCUGAGCGAGUUCAGAUUCCUGAAGUUCGACGAUGUCGAGGUGCCUGGACAAUACUUGUUGCACCGUGACAAAAAUUCCGACUUUGUGCGUAUCGAGCGCUUCCUCUCUGAUGUUGAGCUGGUACGCGGCGUUGGCGUGUGUCAUCGCAGGAUUAAGAUCCGUGGCCACGAUGGCAGCACACAUCCGUUUGCUAUUCAAUUCCCCACUGCGAGAAGCUCAAGGCGUGAGGAACGUAUUAUCCAACUGUUCCGUAUCUUCAACGGUAUCUUGUCAAAGCGCAAAGAGAGUCGUAGGAGGAACCUCCUGUUCCAUCUGCCGCUCAUGGUGCCCAUUACGCCUAGUGUCCGUCUGAUCCAGGACGAUCCGUCGGUUAUGAACUUGCAAGGCAUCUACGAGGACUACUGCAGAAAGAACGGCAUCAACAAAGAUGAGCCGGUUCUAUUCAGCAUUGACAAACUAAGAGCGCUCCAGCCUAAGAACUUGGACCACGCGAACAGCAUCCGCCUUGAGACAUUCUCCGCCGUGCAAGAAAAAUACGUCCCUCCAACCGUCGUACAAGACUACUUCCGCGCUACUUUCCCCACCUUCUCAGACUUCUGGCUCUUCCGGCGCACUUUCUCCUACCACCUCGCCGCGCUGACUUUCAUGACUUACGUCAUGCACAUGAACACGCGUUUCCCACACAAGCUCCUUAUCUCGCGUCAAUCAGGCCGCGUCUGGGGUUCUGAACUCAUCCCCAGCAUGGCUGUCGGAAAGCCAAUUCUACAUAACUCGGAGCCUGUCCCCUUCCGUCUUACGCCCAAUCUACAGACCAUGCUGGGUCCUCUCAACUUGGAGGGUAUAUUCGCGCCAGCGGUAAUGACAGUUGCUAGGUGUCUCAUUGAACCUGAGGGCGAGCUGGAGAUGCAACUCAGUAUCUUCAUGAGAGACGAGAUGAACCAUUGGUUCACUAGCCAGCACAAGAGCAGCAGCCUGACACCGGAUGUGUUGAGAGAAAGUGUACAGCAAAACAGUGACCUGGUGGUCAAGAGAGCGAGCAGCAUUGGGAGUCUACCGUCCGGUGCGAAUCUGCCAGCGAACCAGACAAUGGUGGAUCUUGUGAGUGUUGCAGUGCACCCACAGAAGCUGGCUAUGACGGAUCCACUGUGGAUGGCGUACUUGUAA
Ascochyta rabiei is the source of this 11439-nucleotide messenger RNA. Its product is annotated as transcription-associated protein 1. The coding region runs from base 1 to 11439 and encodes 3812 amino acids. Gene Ontology annotation, molecular function: protein binding; transcription coregulator activity. Gene Ontology annotation, cellular component: NuA4 histone acetyltransferase complex; SAGA complex; nucleus. Gene Ontology annotation, biological process: regulation of DNA-templated transcription; DNA repair. The record is from RefSeq and is a predicted model, not a curated record. The transcript has 4 exons. NCBI's taxonomy places the organism in Eukaryota, Fungi, Ascomycota, Dothideomycetes, Pleosporales, Didymellaceae.